AUGAAGCAGGGGAUCCAUGGAAGCGACAACACCUCACCACUCCACUCCAAGGUGUCUGCCGGCAAAUCUGAAACCCUCCCCGGCGGCGACCCAACCCACCUCCCAAUCACUGGCGUGGCUGGCACCGGCAGCGGCAGCGGCAGCGGCCAUGCGAGGGGUCGGAACAAGCUGACCCUUUUCCCCCUCAUCUUCCUCAUCUUCUUCGAGGUCGCCGGCGGGCCAUACGGCGCCGAGCCGGCGGUGCAGGCCGGCGGGCCCCUCCUCGCACUCAUCGGAUUCUUCGUGUUCCCAUUCGUGUGGGCCGUCCCGGAGGCCCUCGUCACCGCCGAGCUGUCGACGGCGAUGCCUGGCAACGGCGGGUACGUGGUGUGGGUGGACCGCGCGUUCGGCCCGUUCGCGGGGUUCCUUAUGGGCACGUGGAAGUAUGUCUGCAGUGCCAUCGGCGCCGCGGCCUUCCCGGCGCUGUGCUCCGACUACCUCACGCGCGUGGCGCCCGCCGUGUCCCGCGGCGGCGCCAGGGUCGCGACGAUCGUCACGUUCAACGUCGCCCUGACGCUGCUCAACUACACGGGGCUGAGCGUCGUCGGCUGGACGGCCGUGGCGCUGGGCCUCGCGGCGCUGUCGCCGUUCCUGCUGAUGGUCGGCGCCGCGCUGCCCAAGGUCCGGCCGCGGCGGUGGGGGGCCACCGCCGGAGAUAAGGACUGGAAGCUGUUGCUGAACACGCUGUUCUGGAACCUGAACGGCUGGGACAGCGUGAGCACGAUGGCCGGCGAGGUGGACCGACCCGGGAGGACGUUCCCCGCGGCCCUGGUGACGGCCGUGUGCAUCGGGUCUCUCGGGUACGUGCUGCCUCUCAUGGCGGCCACCGGCGCCAUCGAUGCGCCGCCGGAGGCAUGGGGAGACGGCUACUUCGCCGACGCUGCAGGUCUGAUCGCCGGCAAGUGGCUCAAGUACUGGACGGAGGUGGGCGCCGUGGUCUCCUCCAUCGGCCUCUACUCGUCGUCGGUGAGCAGCGCGGCGUACCUCCUGGCGGGCAUGGCGGACCUCGGGCACAUCCCGUCCUUGUUCGCCGCACGCGCCCCCGCGUUCGACACCCCCUGGGCCAGCAUCACCGUCACGGGCGCCAUCGCGCUGGGCAUGUCGUUCCUGAGCUUCGACAGCAUCGUGGCGGUCACCAACUUCCUGUACAGCCUCGGGAUGCUCCUCGAGUUCGCGGCCUUCGUCUGGCUCCGCGCCAAGCGCCCGGACCUGCCGCGGCCCUACUGCGUGCCCAUGGGCACCGCGGGCGUGGGCGUGAUGUGCGCCGUGCCGUCGGCGUUCCUGGUGCUCGUCACGGCCGUCGCCGGGUGGAAGGUGUGCGUGGCCAGCGCGGUCUUCACGGGCGCCGGCGUCGUGGUGUAUUACGUCAUGGCGUUCUUCAAGGCAAGGGGAUGUUUCAAGUUUGGCCGUGCAGAGGGAGGAGAAUACGAAGCUCGCUAA
Messenger RNA from Miscanthus lutarioriparius, 1479 nucleotides. The record is from the annotation of a GenBank genome assembly. Lineage: Eukaryota; Viridiplantae; Streptophyta; Magnoliopsida; Poales; Poaceae.